Adineta steineri is the source of this 2079-nucleotide messenger RNA. The record is from the annotation of a GenBank genome assembly. NCBI's taxonomy places the organism in Eukaryota, Metazoa, Rotifera, Eurotatoria, Adinetida, Adinetidae.
AUGUUGACAGUUUGUAUAAUAUUGUAUUUAUUAUCCUAUAUUCAAGGAGUUUCUAGUUCUACAACACAAACAAAACCAAAACUAACACUCGAUGAAUGUUUCGAGUACACUACGUUUCCAUUUAUACGUUUCUCACCUGAUGGUCAAUAUUUGCUUUAUCAAACAAAAAUUCCAUCAUGGAAUAGUAAUGAUUUUCAGAAUAUCCUAUGGAUUUAUAAUAUUAAACAACAAAAAAAGACAAUUAUUACAAGAAAUCUGCAUAAGUCUAUCAAACCACAAUGGUCACCCAAUGGUCAAUGGAUUGCAUUAUUUCUCAAUAAAUUACCAGCAAAUUCAUCAGUUCACAAUCAAUAUCAACGAUCAAUGAAUAACUAUCCACAAACAGAACAAUACAUUUAUCUAUAUUCUCUUUCAACUAAUGAUUUAUUACCUGUUCAAAUAGGAAAAGAUAUUCCCUUAGCAUUUACAUGGUCAAAUACUGAUUUAUCACUUUAUUUAGCUACAAUUAAUACACAAAUAACGAUGGACAAUAAUAACGAUAUGAAUAACGAAGAAUGGAAAGAUGUUAUUCAAUAUCGACAAAAUAAAAUAUAUGAACAAAGUUCAAUCUAUCGUAUUGUUAUUGACGAACAUAAUUAUGUAUCACCUACAAAAAGGAGUCUUGUUAAAAAUGUAUCGUUUCUCGUUGGUGAACUGUUAUUUGUUCCAUUACAAAGCAAACUUUUAAUUACAUCAGUAUCACCAAUCAUUGAAUCACUUGAAGUAUUCGAAAUAUACUCAAUCGAUCUUCGAGAUAUAGUAUCAUCACCAGUUAGAUUAACCGACGAUGAAAGCUUAGAAAGUGGAUUGAGAUUAUCAAUAGAUGGUACACAUGUCCUGUUUCUAUCAAGGAGUUUAGGUUCUGGUAGAAAGAAAUUUAAUGAUACACAAGCACGUCUUUAUUCAAUGAAUUUAAUUGAUGGACAAACUACACGAUUAGCACAAAGUUUUCAUGGUGAUAUUUAUGAUUAUGCCCUCAACUCUUAUGGUGGGCUAUAUAUUCUUGGACAGCUUGGAACUGAAGUUCAGAUCUAUUCACAAGAAUCGUUAUCAAGUGAUUUAAUAUUACACUCUGGAUGGAAUGGAACAUAUGAAUCAAUUACAGUUUCAAAUCAAAAUAAUUUCAUUGCAUUUAUUUAUUCUUCAACUCAAAAUCCAAUGGAGGUUUAUAUAACUAAACAUAUGGACGAACUUCGAUCAGCACAAGCUAUUACAAAUGAAAAUAAACUAUUUACUCAACGAAGUCUACCUCAAUCAAAAACUUAUCAAUGGAAAAACGAAGAUGAUCAUCAGAUGAUUGAAGGAUUGUUACAUUAUCCACCUGGAAAGUUUCAGGCAAAAAAUCUCCCACUCCUAGUUCUUAUUCAUGGUGGACCAUAUUUAGGAAGUAUCAAUCGUUUUCUUCCAGACUGGUAUAGUUGGGCACCAUUAGCUGCUACAGAAGGUUGGUUAGUUCUAGAACCAAACUAUCGGGGAUCAUCAGGAUAUGGUGAUAAGUUUUUGAAUAAUCUUCGCUAUCGACCUUUAUCAUUGCCAGGAAGAGAUAUCUUAUACGGAGUUGAUCAGUUAAUUCGUGAUGGUAUUGUUGAUCCACUUAGGGUUAAUAUUGGUGGUUACAGUUAUGGAAGUUAUCUUACAAACUGGUUGAUUACACAAACAAAACGAUUUAAUGCUGCUUUGUCAGGUUCUGGUGUUAUAGAAUUUACUUCAUCAUGGGGAGCUAUGAAUUUACCUGCACUUCUUACUUAUUUAAUGGGUGGUUUUCCAUGGGAAGUUCCACAUAUAUAUCAAAAUGAAUCUCCAAUGUAUCAAUUAGAUCGAGUUCGAACACCAACUCUUAUAACUACGGGUGAAAAUGAUUCACGAGUACCUAAAAGUCAAAGUUAUAUGUUAGAACGAGGACUUUAUUAUCGAGGAGUACCAGCUAAACUGAUUACUUUUCCAAAUGAAGGACAUGCUUUGAUCAAUAAUCCUUGGCAUGGAAAGAUAAAAGUACGAGAAGAACUGAAAUGGUUAAAAAAAUAUGGUAAUCAAUCAUAA